AUGACAAUAAUAGAUUUCAUAGACGUGAUUGAUGAUAUUGUUGACUUGAGCGGCGAUGAGGAGACUGUUGAAAGGGCGACGUUGCUUGGUACGCAGGCUCUUAUGAUCCUAUCUGGUGAAGGAAGGCAAGAUGCACAUGCUGGUGAAGGAAGGCAAGAUGAUACUGAGUCCGGAAAUGCUUUGGUAGCCGCCACAUCUUCUCCAAGUAUGGAAAAGGCGCCUCUUGAUACGGCUGUAUCACAGAACUCUCCUCACUCUCCAACAGCAGCGCUAUUCGCCAGCUCAGCUACUACCACUCCGACGGCUCUGUCCUCUGAACGUAGUGAUGCGAAGCUGGUGAGUGUGAAGGUGAAACGGCCUGGGAGGAACUACCACACGGGGGGUACUCCUAGGAGAAGUCCUAGACUUGAAGAGAAUAAAAGGUGCCGUAACAAGUCUACAGAAGAGCUGGCAGCCGAUUGCAAGAGCCCUAACAUGCUUGAGCAAGCAGAGGAAUCAGCUGCCUCUAGUCAGAAUGCAGGUUCUGCAAAGAUCCUCUAUACAAACCCUGCAAACUAA
This is a messenger RNA of Triticum turgidum subsp. durum (durum wheat), 558 nucleotides long. The record is from the annotation of a GenBank genome assembly. Lineage: Eukaryota; Viridiplantae; Streptophyta; Magnoliopsida; Poales; Poaceae.